UGGUCGUCGCUGGUAUUUCGAGACGCAGCCACGCGGCAUGGGACUCGCGGAAAGCCUUGACGGGGUCCGACUCGUCUGCCGGAGCGAGCCGGCGCGAAGUCUCCCUCGUUGGAAACGUCUCUCUUGAAUGCAAGACACGGAAGAAGCCCCUCCCUCAAUGUCACUUCAGCUCCCGUGUAUGAGCUGGAGAUUCAACUCCCGAUCACCCAGAAACUUAUUAUUUCUUCCCCAUACCCCCUUUUUAUUACUUAUUCUCAAUAUUGCGGUUAAUAUCUUAUACGAGGCCUUCGAAUGCAUGUCGUUGAAUCAUACCGUCAUGUCAACGGACGGCUCGAGCUGGCUUUCUAGAUCGUGGAGCGCGUAUUCUGUCAAUGAGCACAGGGUGCGUUUAUCGGGUAGAACGAAGCACCGCGUCUCGGGUUUUCCAUAUCUGUUUUGUCACUUCACUGCGUUUCUUUCUCUUGUUGCUCUUGCGUAUGUUUUAGUCUGUUUACAACGUCAUGAGAGACAAGUACCGACGAAUAGGAUAGCUAUGCCACACGGGCACAGCAUCGAAGCAUCUGACCCGAUAAGGGAGCCUCGGCAAUUGAGAGGGGGGGGAUCAAGUGACGACUUACCCCAGAAACUGUCCGAGUUCAUGGGCAGCCCAGGGCCGCAUCCUUGACGAACGGGUGACAGUCCGGUGGUAUGACGAGAGCUUUCCUCGCACAGCUCCAAAGAGCAAGCUUUCAUUCUCCUGUUGCCCUCGAGACUUCGACAUCCGAAGCCUACGGCUCUUCUGCUCUACCUGAGAGGGGCUGCCAGGCGAGAAGAAUGGGCUGUCUCUUCGAAAACCUACGUGGUCGAUUGCCUCUCUUUUGGCGGAGGAACCGUCUUUAGCGCAGA
This is a messenger RNA of Colletotrichum navitas, 885 nucleotides long. RefSeq lists its product as uncharacterized. Lineage: Eukaryota; Fungi; Ascomycota; Sordariomycetes; Glomerellales; Glomerellaceae. The coding region runs from base 128 to 664 and encodes 178 amino acids. The transcript has 2 exons. The record is from RefSeq and is a predicted model, not a curated record.